AUGCCUUUUCACUUCUCCAAGUCGGCCAGCAAAAAGGCGUCUUUGCCUACACCUUCCACAAGCAUUGUUGCUAGAUUGCGCGAAGCCUUCGAUAAAUUCGACACCAAUAAUUCGGGUAUGCUAGACCUCGAAGAGAUUCAGGCAGCACUGAGAGAGUUGGGGAAGCCUAACAACGCCUCCGUCAUUCACUCCAUUAUGCAAUUGAAGGGCCUGCAAAAUGGCAUAACAUUCACUGACUUUUUUCUCAAAUGGACACGCACAUCUUGGGGUGAGGAGCUGAAGACACUUCCAUUAGACACCGUUCUCGAGUGCAUUAAGGUCUUCGUGACACGUCAAAUGAAUACAAAAGGAGCAAGAGAUCUCUUUAAGCUCGCCGAUGUGGACCAAUCCGGAAAGUUGAGUUUGGCGGAGAUUAAACGUCUUCUCGAGGCAUCUGAUUAUGACGUCGAUGAUGAGGAGCUCUGUGCCAUCUUUCGUCGUGUCGAUGCAAAUCGUGAUGGUGAAUUAGAUGACAAGGAGUUUCUUGACCUUGUCAGAUACCUCAUCGAAAAUAAGUGA
Echinococcus granulosus is the source of this 558-nucleotide messenger RNA. Its product is annotated as Centrin-2. The coding region runs from base 1 to 558 and encodes 185 amino acids. Lineage: Eukaryota; Metazoa; Platyhelminthes; Cestoda; Cyclophyllidea; Taeniidae. Gene Ontology annotation, molecular function: calcium ion binding. The transcript is spliced from 4 exons. The record is from RefSeq and is a predicted model, not a curated record.